AUGGAGGAGGACGACCUACCCGAUCUUGAAAUUGGGAUCCGCUUAGCGGGAGACGACUGGCGCACUUCAAAUCCAAACGUACGCCAAGCAAUAUCACCCAUUCCUAUCCCGAGCGACAUUCUGCGGAAAAACGAGGCUCGCUCAUUCGAAGGGGUCUAUGAGGAUGAGGAGCUACCUGAUCUUACCACAGGAGAUUCAGUGAGGGACGACAUAACUCGCAUACUCGUCCUGUUACCAUCGGACGACUACAAUGCACCACUUCGAGGCCAAAGAGAACGACUACGGUUGCCACCAGAUGGACCGCUGAGCGCCGAGCGUCAUAGUGGCCAUAUUGGAGGAUACGAUGCUGUCUCAUACACAUGGGGGACAAACAUGGUGCUGAACUACCAAUACCUCUAA
Alternaria infectoria is the source of this 399-nucleotide messenger RNA. RefSeq lists its product as uncharacterized. The record is from RefSeq and is a predicted model, not a curated record. Lineage: Eukaryota; Fungi; Ascomycota; Dothideomycetes; Pleosporales; Pleosporaceae. The coding region runs from base 1 to 399 and encodes 132 amino acids. The transcript is spliced from 2 exons.